Messenger RNA from Symbiodinium sp. CCMP2592, 1023 nucleotides. The record is from the annotation of a GenBank genome assembly. NCBI's taxonomy places the organism in Eukaryota, Dinophyceae, Suessiales, Symbiodiniaceae.
AUGGUCGGCGAAGAGGCUGAUGGGCUGAUGCGAGAGUUCGACAAAGACAUGAGCUCGGCUUUAGAUGCCGAGGAGUUCACUGCGAUGAUGAAAACAUCAAGGCUGGCCAAGGUUCUAAAGGAGCAGUGGAAAGCCCCAGCGACAGAGGAGCAGCUUGAGUUCAGCACCGCGCAAGGCCAACUGGAGGAGCUCCGCAGGAGGUCGCCAGAGCCGAUCUACGUCUUCGAGAAUGGGGAUCGGCUCUACGAUGUGACUUUGGCUGGACUCGAGCCGGAACAAGAGGCCCAAGUCGAAGAGAUGCGGCUCCUGGAGUUUCCGAAGCCUCUAGAUGCCAUCGGGGUGCUGAAGCACACGGACCUGUGGGCACGUGGAGGCACCGACUCCUUUGUUGAAGUCAAGGCUGUGGUGGUCGACGAUCGGGAGAAGCAGGCCUCCAGUCGCCUUGCCUUGGGCCUGCUCUACGCCGCCCAGGAUUUCUAUUCCCUGCACGACUUCCUGAAAGUGCACAACUUCAUGGAAGGCCCUGUGCUGAUGAGACAUGAUGCCAAGCUGUAUGCAUCUGCAUCGCUCGCCAGCACUAUGCAGUACCUGAAUUCUACCUGCUCUUGGCCAUAUCAGAGAACCUCUUUAGAUUCUGUCUGCCUGAAGAAGCACGAUGAGGAUUGGCACUUUGGCUACCGCCUGCGGCUUCGCUGCGCUUUCUCUGUCGAAGAGUAUGAGCAGGGCACAGUCGGUUCGGGCCCGACUCUGGGGUUGGAGGAGAACUUGAAGCUAUUGGCUGAUUGGAUCUGGUUAAUACAUCACUUUACGGCGGAAGAGGAGGAUACUGCUGCCACCGUUGAAUUGUACACAUCCAAGCAAUUCCUGGCAAAGGACAUCAAUGGAGAGAAGGUGCCAUUGACAGCAACCAGGAAGGUCUUAGAGGAGUUGUGGACACGGAAUGCGGAAGAGAUCAACAUGGAUCACAUCACGAAGAAGCUGAAAACGCAAGCGCUUGAGCUGUACAGCCGCAUUGAGAUGUGA